AUGACAGUCUUUAGUUUUAGUAAAGCUGCUGCUUUUGUGCACCCGAUCAAGACACGCGUGCGGCUCAUGUCGAUGACGAACCGAACCCGCUUGAACAGCAUCCGCUCACCUGGGCGGGCGGCGGAACCUGUUUUGAUCCUAGGGGCUUCACCACUGCUCGGUUGGCCUUGCAUAUGGAGGUUGAGGCAGGUCGACGAUUUCGCCAACCUGCAGGUCGCGGAUAGCAUCUAUAGUGUCGAGAAGCUUCCGAGCGUCGGCGUCGUUGAGUUGAUCAAUGACGAUUUUGUCGAAUCCAGCAGUUUCUGUCGCCGCCUCUGA
Molecule: messenger RNA, 318 nt
Organism: Pyricularia grisea
Lineage: Eukaryota; Fungi; Ascomycota; Sordariomycetes; Magnaporthales; Pyriculariaceae
Exons: 2
Coding region: 1-318 (105 amino acids)
Source: RefSeq, a predicted model, not a curated record